GAUCCGUCAGAUCUGUUCACCGGAGGUACGUACUUCUUCUUGAUUCACUACUCUCUGGAUUAGUUUGUGAGAAUAAACGACGGGUGGGUCUCUGUUGGAAGCUGAGUUGGAUGUAGAGAUCAUCAGACCAUGGCUUAGAGAAGAAGAUGAAGAUUAUUGAAUCGUUUUACUCCAGUUAAGGUGUGGAAGCAGCAUAGCAACUCAUGGAAGAGAUUUCACCGGCAGUUGCACUGACUUUGAGUUUAGCUAAUACGAUGUGUGACUCUGGUAUCUCAUCCACUUUAGAUAUCUCCGAGCUGGAGAAUGUUACUGAUGCAGCUGACAUGUUGUCUAAUCAGAAAAGACAAAGAUAUAGUAAUGGAGUGGUUGAUUGUAUGAUGGGAGAUGUUUCAGAAGAACCAGAAGAGAAAACUUUAUCUCAAGUGAGAAGCUUGUCUUCCGAUUUUAGUGUAACUGUCCAAGAAUCAGAAGAAGAUGAGCCAUUAGUAUCUGAUGCCACUAUUAUAAGCGAGGGUUUAAUAGUUGUGGACGCUAGGUCUGAGAUAAGUUUGCCAGAUACAGUUGAAACAGAUAACGGCCGAGUUCUUGCUACGGCCAUUAUCCUAAACGAGACAACCAUAGAACAGGUUCCCACUGCAGAAGUCCUUAUUGCAAGUCUGAAUCACGAUGUGAAUAUGGAGGGGGCAACUUCUGAGGUAGUCAUUAGGUUGCCUGAAGAAAAUCCUAAUGUAGCAAGAGGAAGCAGGAGUGUCUAUGAACUAGAGUGUAUACCUCUUUGGGGAACGAUUUCAAUUUGCGGUGGAAGAUCUGAAAUGGAGGAUGCUGUUAGAGCUUUACCUCAUUUUCUCAAAAUACCCAUCAAAAUGCUUAUGGGGGAUCAUGAAGGGAUGAGUCCAAGUCUCCCAUAUCUCACUAGUCACUUCUUUGGUGUAUAUGACGGCCACGGAGGCGCUCAGGUUGCUGACUAUUGCCAUGAUAGAAUCCACUCUGCUUUGGCUGAAGAAAUCGAACGGAUUAAAGAGGAAUUGUGUAGGAGGAACACUGGCGAGGGUAGGCAGGUCCAGUGGGAGAAAGUCUUUGUAGAUUGUUACCUAAAGGUCGAUGAUGAGGUUAAAGGGAAAAUCAACAGACCUGUUGUUGGUUCUUCUGAUAGGAUGGUUCUUGAAGCUGUUUCCCCUGAAACCGUCGGAUCAACUGCUGUGGUUGCUUUGGUUUGUUCAUCGCAUAUAAUAGUCUCAAACUGUGGUGACUCUAGAGCAGUUUUACUCCGAGGCAAAGGCUCUAUGCCUUUAUCAAUUGAUCACAAACCAGAUAGAGAGGAUGAGUAUGCAAGAAUAGAAAAAGCUGGAGGAAAAGUUAUACAAUGGCAAGGCGCUCGUGUUUCUGGCGUUCUUGCCAUGUCCAGGUCCAUUGGUGAUGAAUAUCUGGAGCCAUAUGUAAUACCAGAUCCCGAAGUGACGUUUAUGCCACGAGCUAGAGAAGACGAGUGUCUUAUAUUGGCCAGUGAUGGACUUUGGGAUGUAAUGAGUAACCAAGAAGCUUGUGAUUUUGCGAGGAGGCGGAUCUUGGCUUGGCACAAGAAGAAUGGAGCAUUGCCUUUAGCUGAGAGAGGUGUAGGGGAAGACCACGCGUGUCAAGCCGCAGCUGAAUAUCUCUCCAAACUCGCUCUUCAAAAGGGAAGCAAAGACAAUAUCUCAAUCAUAGUGGUCGACUUGAAAGCUCAAAGAAAGUUCAAGACCAGAUCUUGAAACAGUGUACGCUCAAGCUCUUACACUAUUAUAAUUUUAUUAUUUCUUAUUUUUUAGAAAUUUCCACAAGUUUACAUAAAAAUAAGAAGUGAAAUGUUGGGGGAAGAAGAAUUAAGACCUUGAUGAUGCAUAGCUAAAGUCCAUUCCUUUUUCUCAUGGACUUGAAUGUGUAUGUUUGUUAUGUAUAAGAAGAAUAGAGAAGAAAUGUUUUU
Arabidopsis arenosa is the source of this 1960-nucleotide messenger RNA. Lineage: Eukaryota; Viridiplantae; Streptophyta; Magnoliopsida; Brassicales; Brassicaceae. The record is from the annotation of a GenBank genome assembly.